Messenger RNA from Sinocyclocheilus anshuiensis, 1710 nucleotides. RefSeq names its product NF-kappa-B inhibitor-interacting Ras-like protein 2. NCBI's taxonomy places the organism in Eukaryota, Metazoa, Chordata, Actinopteri, Cypriniformes, Cyprinidae. Gene Ontology annotation, biological process: Ral protein signal transduction; negative regulation of canonical NF-kappaB signal transduction. Bases 153 to 731 code for a protein of 192 amino acids. Gene Ontology annotation, molecular function: GTPase activating protein binding; GTP binding; GTPase activity. The record is from RefSeq and is a predicted model, not a curated record. The transcript has 4 exons.
GCUAUUCGACUCAACGGAACUGGUGUCAAAUUUCGUCGAAGGCUGAUAUCUGACAUAAACAACAGGAAGAGAGUACGGUUUCUACUACAACCCACCUUUUAUCUCUAGUGUAUUUCUAUACUUUAAUGAAGACUGCGCGGUUGUAAGUGAUCAUGGGCAAGAGCUGCAAGGUGGUGGUGUGUGGCCAGGGGUCAGUGGGCAAAAGCGCGGUUCUGGAGCAGUUACUGUACGCCAACCAUGUCGCAGGUUCAGAGACCAUGGAGACACUGGAGGACAGUUACAUCGGGUCUGUGGAAACGGACCGCGGCACCCGAGAGCAGGUGCGGCUUUACGACACGCGCGGGCUGCGCGAUGGUCACGAGUUUCCGCGGCACUACUUCACUUUCGCCGACGGCUUCGUGCUCGUCUACAGCAUCGACAGCAAAGAGUCCUUCAAACGCGUAGAGGCUCUGAAGAAAGACAUCGACCGCUGCCGUGACAAAAAAGAGGUCUGUGUGUUUGUUAUGCACAGACUGCACACCACUCGUUCAAAAGUUUGGGGUCAAUAUAUAUAUAUAUUAUAUAGCAGAGCAUGUGAGCGAAGCGGCUCCGCUACGUGUUCCGAACAUUCAAAACAGGCUCUCAUCGAGCCCUUUGUCCAUCUGGCCAGCAAAAUGACCCAGCCUCAGAGCAAAUCCACCUUCCCACUCAGCCGCAACAAGAACAAGGGCAGCGGCUCCCUGGACAGCUAGAGAUGGAGAAGAUAGCAAUAGCACUGACAGAGUAACAUAAAGAUAUGUUAGACGAGAGAUGCCAGGCAAAUCUCUAAAGAGUGACAUCAACAGACGCUCGAUUUGAUAUCUUUUGAAACAUUUGAACUUGGAGUGCCAUUAUAAGUUUAGCACACUGUAUGAAGUUACUGCAUCAAGGAAGUUUUAUAUUCUUAAACAUACAGGAUAGAAUCCAUGUGUUGCUGUGAUAUAUUUCUCUCAUGCUUAUCUUGAAGCAAUUGACUGACAAAAAAUACUGCUUUUACACUGAAAUAUAUAUAUACCUCUACAUUGCAAAAAGUUGUUAUAUCCUAUGUGAAAUCAGCUAGGCUGAUUCAACUUGUUCAAUUCUGACAUAUUUAAUGACAUUUGUGCCAUGAUGACUGCUCUUUUGUGAUGUCAACUUGACAGAAGAUUGUCUUAAUUUAGUUAAGCGGACUGCAUGGAUGGGUUACUUAUUUUUAGGUGUUCAUAUUUUGUCAGACACAUUCCUAUAAAAUGUUUACUGAUUUAUUCCAUAAGAACAGCUAAGUAAGUGCAAUUUGUUUGAGUUUGUUUGAUUGUGAGUGAGCUCACCACUGUGCCAUUGUACUUUUGACCCUGAUGACUGUAUUUCAUGAGUAGUCAGUCAUAUUGUAUAAUGUUAGCUUUCAAUUGUGAACAUAUACAAUAUAUUUCUGUUUGUUUUACAUAGAAAAAGUAUGACUUGUGAAGAUUUGACUCGUAUUUUUAGCUGAGAUCGUUUUCAAAUACAUUUUGACAUGUUUGUUUAAAAGCAUUUUUUGUCUGAAACAAAGACUGUAUGAGCAGCUUUUUAACAUCUUAAUAAAGCUGCUCGGCUGCAAUUGUUUACCGCUCAUUCAUCUUUUCUAAUCUAAAUCUAAAUUAACGCUUAAUUUACUCUGGUCAAAAAUAAUGUUAAUGCUCUAUAAAGACAAUAUAAAUUUUAAGCACAUGAUCU